UCUCUACCGUAAAACCGCCAUCAAGGAGGGAAAACAAAGCGGAAGUUAGCAAGACGACCCUGAGACAAAAACGCCCGCUUGUCCGAUUUUACUCGAGUAAAAACAUUAAAAAUGUUAAAAGUGUUGGUCAAGGAACGACUAAUGGCGGCAGCGGAUGAAAUAUUCGCGCUGUUUGGAAAAACGAUCUCUUCGUACGAGGAGGAACUUUCCAGAAGCAAAGAGGAGAACGAGCGGCGUCGGCAACACUUAGAAGCAGUUUGCAAGAGUGGAACUGUGCUACAAAUUGAGGACGUCCAGCAGCUGUUUGGUCGUCAGGGAGAAAGCCCUCCUCAAGCGGUGAGCUCCCCUUUAAUGCAGGAGGAUCCAAAGCCCCCCUGCAUUAAAGAGGAAGAGGAGGAACUCUGGAUAACUCAGAAGGGCGAGCGUCUUCUAGGGCAGGAGAAGGCUGAUCUCAUCAAGUGUCCACUGACUGGUGUCUCUGUGAAGACCGAAGACCAUGCAGACAAAUCCUCAGAGCUUCAUUACAAACCAAGCAGAAGAAGCUUGUCGCAACACCUGACAACAGAAGUCCACGGAGACCACUGUGGAGGAUCACAAGCAGACCACCUCUUAGCUCCACUAUCAGAUAGUGAUGAGACCAAGUCACACUGCCCUCAGGAUAAAGACCGAGAUGAUGCCCAAGAACCUUUGAGCAGUGAUACAGACUGUGAAGAUGAUAUUUGGACUCACACUGACAAAAAACAAUCGGCAUGCUCUAACGAGAAGACGGUUAAAGAACAAUGGGCUUGCUCCGUUUGUGAUAAAAGCUUCACUCAGAAGUGCAAUUUGACCCAACACAUGCGGACACACACCGGAGAAAAACCUUUCAUUUGCUCAGUUUGCGGUAAAGGAUUCUCCCAGAAAGGCGCGAUGGUAGUACACAUGAGGAGACACACAGGAGAGAAACCCUUCAGGUGUUCAAUUUGCGAGCAAAGAUUCUCUCGAAAAGUCAACGUCGUUACGCACAUGAGAACGCACACGGGAGAAAGACCCUUCAGGUGCUUGGUUUGCGGUAAAAGUUUUUCUCAAGACGCGACGUUUCGCUCGCACAUGCGCACGCACACCGGGGAGAGACCCUUUAGCUGUUUGAUUUGCGAUAAAAGAUUUGCGCGAAAGCUAACCAUGGUCUCGCAUAUGAGGACGCACACGGGGGAAAAACCCUUUAGUUGUUCAUUUUGCGAUAAAAAAUUCUCUCAAAAGUCCAAAAUGGUGAUACACAUGAGAACACACACAGGAGAACACAUGUUUCAAGAAGGGUUGGGGUCAGCUUCAGAUAAAGAAUAACAUCUUAAAAUUGGCGCUUCAACGAUCAGUCGGCCGACACGUAUAAUUGAUUUUCAGUAUUUCAACUAAGGAAACUCCUAUUGGCCUUUCUUUGACUUUCUUCAUGGCAAUAAUACUUAAAGUCAAUACCCUUAGCUCCAUUGAAAUAAUGUAACCUUACCAACCACAGCCAUUAGAUUUUAAUUUUUUGGAGGGCGAGGAACAAUGGCUUAAAUGGCAGCCCUCGUUUGAUGCAUCUCGGUAAGGAAAAUUUAAAUAAUUAUUAUAUAAAUGGUGGAAUAUUUUUAUUUUUAUUUUUAGUCCAACGAAUUUUGACCCUAACUUCAGUCAAUUUUGUAGGGAUGUAACGAUUGCUCGUAAAUUGCUGACGGUUCAUACAACCGUUUUAAAUUUUAAUUCGCAUACAAUCGUGAUUGAGUACCCAUUCCAUCCGUCCAUUCAUUUUCUACCGCUUGUCCCUUUCGGGGUCGCUGGAGCCUAUCUCAGCUGCACAUGGGCGGGGUACACCCUGGACAAGUCGCCACCUCAUCGCAGGGCCAACACAGAUAGACAGACAACAUUCACACUUUGUUUGUGUAAAUCAUAAAUAAAAACAGAAUACAAUGAUUUGCGAAUCCUUUUCAACGUUCUGGGUGUUGUUGAUAAAAUGGCAUUGCCGCACUUUGGAAAAAUGUAUGGCGAUUUCGCUCAUUUCCUGGAACUAUUUGCGAACUAGCUUGAAAAUGCUAAUGACCUAUUGUUAGCACAUUCAACAAUACCAUUAUGAUAUCCAUAUUUGUAGUCAUUUUGGCCGCAAUAUCGUGAUAUGAAACGUUCAUAUUGUUACAUCCAUAAUCGUGCGGCGAUAGUGUUUACUUCAGUUGUUCCCAACCUUUUUGACCUCUGAAUAAUGUAAUAAAAGCUUACAGAUUACACAGUUAACAACUAUAACCAUGGAAACAUCAUUUGCGUAUAUUGUUCCUAGAAAUGGCUAGUAUUGUAUUUGUUUUGUUGGAGUUAUGUCUUUAAUCCCGUUCUUUAAUUUCAUUUCAUAUAAAUAUAGGCUGUGGUUGUGUUUUUCUUUCUCUAAAGUUGUAUUUCUCUUAUCUUGUCGAGAAUAAUUGUUGUGCAUUACUCGAUAUCAUGUUGUUCUUUGCUUUCUGCAUGAUUUGACCUAUUUUUUUGAAUGAUACUAGAUCUGAAAAUGUAUGUAUAAUAAUGGUGAUUUCAUGAAUCGCAGGUGUGUGUUCUCUAUAACCAACAUUGUGGAUUUUCCUGACUAAACUUUUUUAUAGUACAUUUUAGUGAAUGACGUAUGCUCUUGUAGUUGUUUCCCCGUAUGUCCACAAAAUAUCGCAGACGUGCAUAACGCCAUAAAACAAUAAA
Molecule: messenger RNA, 2688 nt
Organism: Entelurus aequoreus (snake pipefish)
Lineage: Eukaryota; Metazoa; Chordata; Actinopteri; Syngnathiformes; Syngnathidae
Product: zinc finger protein 664-like
Exons: 2
Coding region: 112-1323 (403 amino acids)
Biological process (GO): regulation of transcription by RNA polymerase II
Cellular component (GO): nucleus
Molecular function (GO): DNA-binding transcription activator activity, RNA polymerase II-specific; RNA polymerase II cis-regulatory region sequence-specific DNA binding
Source: RefSeq, a predicted model, not a curated record